AAAAGUUCCCAUCUAUUAAAUGACAGCAAUAGCAAAACAAAAACACAGAUAUUAUGACAAUUCACAAUUUGUAUAUCUUCUCCAAAAAUGGGACAUUAUUGUACUAUGCUGAGUGGAAUAGGUUAAACAAAUCUGGGAUCACAAAAGAGGAGGAAGCGAAACUAAUGUAUGGAAUGUUGUUCUCCAUUAAAUCAUUUGUGAGUAAAAUAUCUCCGCUGGAUCCAAAAGAAGGGUUUCUGUAUUAUAAAACUAGCAAGUAUACGUUACAUUAUUUUGAAACUCCUUCGGGAUUGAAAUUUGUGUUGAACACUGAUAACGCUACGCACAAUGCGAGAGAGUUAUUGCAACAGUUGUACAAAGAAGUUUACUUGGAGUAUGUUGUAAAGAAUCCUCUUUGCCAAUUAAAUGAACCUAUACAAAGUGAACUGUUUAAAUUAAAAGUUGAUGAAUUAUUUAAGAAAUCUCCUCUAUUUUUAAGUAGAUCAAUAUAACUUGCUAUUAUAUCGAGAUGUAAUAUAUUUAAAUACAUGCAUGAUUUAUAAAGUCGUUCAACCUUCUAUUUUUAAUUCCGUUAUGCAUUCGUCGUCAAAUACUUACCAAAUUAUGCUUAAAAAUUAUUCUUAAAGUCUAAAGAAAUAUACAACUUAUAUUACAUUCUGUUAUAUUUAUGAAUUUACAUCCAUUGUAAAAUAAACAAUAGUUUAAACGAUACAAUUUUGUUGUACAAUAAACUGUGAAAUUCAUACAAAAUGUACAGACACCAAAAAUUUGGAAAAAACCGACAUUGGACAUUGUAAAAGUAUUACAUAUUUCUUGUAAAGUCGUAUACGUUAUUUACGUCGUCAACAUAUUGAAAUUGCACUGUUCUUUGUAUCAACGAAAUGUACCCUUUUGAAAUUCAUAUAUAUUUAAAUGAUUAGUUAAAAUAGAUAAAAAUAUUGGUAAAAAUGCCUAUACUUAAAAAUCUGACUAUGUUAAAUUUGCGUUUUUUUAAACCUUGUACCACAUACUAAUUAUCCUAGGCACACUUUCAGAAUAUGCCUUACUUAGCUAAAACAUUUAUUAUUGUUUAUAAUAUAAAGUUUCUUUCUUUCGUUUUUUUUUUUAUACACAUAUAAGCUUUUCAUAAAAUUUUUCUCGUUCGGACGUAUGAUAUCAACUUCUCCAAAUAUAUAACGAAGUCAUUACUUACAAACAAUAAACGUAUAUAUUAAGAUCAUAAUUUUACAAAAUAUUUACACGUAUGUAAGUUUUGAUGAACUUAAUCCGAAAAGAUGAAACGUAAAAUUAUUAACACCUUGUUUUUCCAUAGCGAGUUUCGUCGUGACCUUCAGUGACUCGUGCGUAAAAUUAUGUGAAUAUACGGGCAAGAAAAAUAAACGAAAGCUUUUGACAUGCAUAGUAAAAGCACCUGAAAUUAUUCUAUGUAAAUCACUGGGGAUAAGAAUAAAUAAAUAUAUUACCUAAUUAAAGGUAGUGAACUAUCGUACCUUCUCUUAUAAUAACGUUAAAUUCAUCUAAAACAUUUUAACAUUCAUUAUCAAGGCAUGUUCGCUGCCUUUUAGCGACGUUUAUCUACGUAUAUUUUUUUCCAUACAUCGAGGGACAACAUUUAAAAAAUUUGCUCAUUUACAAAGAUUCUUAUGAUGCUUUACAUCUGGAAAUAUGAUCGACGAAUUGA
Messenger RNA from Megachile rotundata (alfalfa leafcutting bee), 1681 nucleotides. It is a transcript of the gene Bet5, whose product is annotated as blocked early in transport 5. The record is from RefSeq and is a predicted model, not a curated record. Lineage: Eukaryota; Metazoa; Arthropoda; Insecta; Hymenoptera; Megachilidae. Gene Ontology annotation, cellular component: TRAPP complex. Gene Ontology annotation, biological process: endoplasmic reticulum to Golgi vesicle-mediated transport.